Monascus purpureus is the source of this 1173-nucleotide messenger RNA. The record is from the annotation of a GenBank genome assembly. NCBI's taxonomy places the organism in Eukaryota, Fungi, Ascomycota, Eurotiomycetes, Eurotiales, Aspergillaceae.
AUGCAGAUGGAAGUUGAAACUCGACACGCUCGCUGUUGCAACUUGGCUGUCGACCUGAUCCAUCUCCAACAGCCCUGCAGCUCAUACUACCUACUUAUAUUUACACCAUCCCCUUCCUCUUUCUCAAAUGCCUGGAUAAAUUGUGAUCCUCAUUCUCUCUCUCUGCUCACUCUCCGCCUCAGGAUGGGCAUCCAUCUUCCCUUUUCAGUUCGUUUUCAUCCAUUAAGAACUCGCACUCUCACUCCAGACAUGAUCUCGAGGCCUCUACCCCCGGACCUAGACUUCGAUGCCGGUACAGUGGAUUCUUCGACCAUUCCUGCUCUCAGAGACAUCGCUUUCAGGCUUUAUCGCAAGUCGAUACACGUUACCUUGCUGGUGGGUUGGGGCAGACCCUCAUCCACCGAGCAUGCAUCCAAACUGAUGGUCAUCCCUACGACGCCUCUCAACCGACGAUCCUGGAAGAUCCUUCAUGCUUCCAUGGUCAAGAGUGCCAGGAAGUAUUCCCUGGGCCAGGGCUGGACAGAUGCUUUGGCACGCAGCCGGCACGAACGACUCGCCAACGAAUACCUCAUCGAGCAAUCCAUCCUGCAGAAUGAAGUUGCAUUCAGCCACGAAGGACUGACGGUGUUGAACAUGGACCGCAUAUACAUUUUCAAACACAAACUAUACGUCCUGUCGCAAGAAUCCACCGCCAUCUCAGAAGGCAAAGUCGUGGCGUCUUGUGUGGACCUCCUCCAUCGCGCCAUCAUGGACCUGGAUGGUCAUGUCUUCAGCGGCACCUUCUUCCACCUCAUCUAUGAACAUCUUGACGUCAAAGAUAACCUCUUGAAAAAAGUUGCCGCAGCAUAUCAAACAAAGUAUAACCAAGAAGGGGUCAUCUUUCCCGAACCGAGACCAGGACAGAAUGCGAGAAAACAGACAGUUCGCAAACCGCCACCACCUCCCAUUAUACUGGGACCGACAGGAGUGAAGAGGAUACGAAAUUCCAUCGUUUCUGACUCCCGGCAACGACUUUCACUUGUUCCCGGACCAAAGACACCACAUACUGCUGCCGAUUGCGAUCCCACGACGCGAAGCGAGUGGAACAUGCUCAUGGACUCCCGUCUCCGUCGGUCCAAGAAUGCCACGACCUGUGGACUGCGUACCUUUCUGCCACAGUUCGUCGUGAGCUGA